Acanthaster planci (crown-of-thorns starfish) is the source of this 3228-nucleotide messenger RNA. RefSeq lists its product as uncharacterized. NCBI's taxonomy places the organism in Eukaryota, Metazoa, Echinodermata, Asteroidea, Valvatida, Acanthasteridae. The record is from RefSeq and is a predicted model, not a curated record. Gene Ontology annotation, biological process: protein localization to cell surface; synaptic transmission, cholinergic. Gene Ontology annotation, cellular component: intracellular membrane-bounded organelle; neuron projection; neuronal cell body.
AAAUUCACUUGGCCCAACGGCCAAGUGGCUGGUCGAUAUCAAGAUGGCGUUCCACCACACAGUGUGUUUUGUUUUCACUGUCCUGAUUGUCUGCAAUGUCGUGUUGUAUCCUUCUCUUUUCAGCAGCGUUUUCAGAAAAUGGUUUGGAUCAUCGGGUCCAGUAGACGAAGAAAAGGAACCAUUGCCAGACAUGCCGCCACACAUGAGGCACGGUCCACGCACUCCCGGCGCAGCACGGCGUAUGGAGAUGGAACGAGCUGCCCAACGUAACAUGAAACACGCCGAUCCGGCAUCAUACUUUGCCCAGCAGAAGCAGGAGGCCGCGGGCAAAGGUCGCGGCCUGCUGGGGUCGGUACUUCCUGUCUAUGCCGUGGGCAUCGUGGUAUACUUCGCCUACAUCAUGUACAGGAUAUUUCUAAAAGACAAGGCCAAGAACAACACCGCAGACGGUCCGGGUUCCAGCCUGUGGGACUCCAAUCGCGACGGCGCCACGCUGCAGCGGCUGCAGCAGGAACAGCUGCAGAAGCAACUGUCGGAGCAGCUGCGGGCCGAGAACUACAGCGGCAUCAAAGUCAAGAAGGCCGGCAAGGGGAGCAAGACGAGGAAGCCGCCCGUCAGGAAAGAUUCCAACACAUCAGAAGAGACGCCGGACGAAAUGGCGGCGCUGAAGAAACGGCUGGAGAACACGGAACGCUCCAUGCAGCGCAUGAUGGAGAUGAUGAACAGCAUGGGCAUAGCCAUGAGCCAGGUCACCGAGCAGCUCACAGGAGCUGUGCCAUCGAAGCUCACAAACUCCCUUGACCGCCCUGCUCAGCUCACUGACGAGGCUGACGACGGAGGUCAGAGGUCAAGUGAGGGGGACCUGGACUCCAACCUCGACUCUGAUGAUGACGCAUCAGAGCAGGACGAGGCAGGGACUAACCUGGAAGGGGACGCAGGAGCAGCGGACAGCACCACCGACGAGGAGGGGGGUGAAGUGGAGGUCCUCAGAGGGGAACAAAUGGAACAUUCCGACGCUGUGCGGAAGAGACUGGUGCCGGCCGUCGGUGGGGAGAGCUAAUUUCCACUUUUGUAACCUCUGGUAUUUUUCCCCUUCUCUUCUGUCACACACAAACACUGUAUGUAUCCCACAAUGCAAUUUAUUCUCAGCAACGGCAUAGCCAAGGAGGGGAGGGGCAACUCUCCUCCCACAGAGAACUCUCACACUUCGGCAAAAUUGCCUUUUUGGUAUCAUUUAAUGUCAUGAGUUGUGGUUCGCUUGAAACAAAUUUAUAUCAAAAGUGUGAAUUUAACCUAUGUACUCUUGAAUUUUCAUAUCAAAUUGCUAUACAACUAACAUAGUACAUGUAUUCUGUGUGGUUGAAUAUUUUGUAUUGCAUUUAACAUGUAAUUUAUUUGUGGUCUGGCCAGUUUGCCAUUGGUGUGGUUAAUUUAACAUUUUUCCAUGGUGCAAUAUUUAGAAGGGUACAUGCUUUUUCAGGUAGUUAUUAGAUUUCACGGUACUAAAGUUUAAUGAAUAGAUUACAUAUGCUGCUUUUACCCCAACCCCAAGGCUGAGCUGAAUGUUCAAUCGUUCAUCAAAUGUAUCAAUAUUUAGUGUUGAAACUGAAUAUUCGGAGUGAAAAAUCAGUAAAUAAAUGAAAAGAAUGUUCACUAUAUUUGGUUGUAAACUUGUAUUCUUGAAGCAUAUUUUGAGGUGUUACAUGUACAAAUGAACUUACGUGUAACAGCAACUUACAAUGCCAUAUGUCCAAACAUAAUGCAAAAGUUGGGCAAAAAAUAUUUUAGUGUGUUUUGUGGGUUUUUUUUCUUUUCGACUUUUGGUUUGUGGUCUCACUGGGACUCCUUAAAAGAAGAAAUUGACAAGUACAGUACUGGAAGUUUAUCCCGCAAGACAUGCCAAUUGGUACAGUGUAUCAAAUUAAAAUAUUUCUUCUUCUGAUCUGCAUCAGGCCUCCAAACAACAAAAAGCUGAAUUGUGUUUGAAGUAAAAGCUUCCACUCUGAAUCUUUUGUCUCUUGCAUCGUUAGCCUGGAACGUUUUCCAGUUUCUGAAUGUGUUAAUACAUAUAUAUAGUUAUAUUAUUACAUGUACAUAAACGUCAUACUUUAUCAUGUGGAUUGUAAAAGUUCACAUCAGAUAUUCAGUUCGCCUAUCAUCGUUUGUUGUGCCCUUUGGACAGUUUGGGACUGCUUGAAAUGAGACUCAUGUGUAUUUAAGUCUGCAAUGGGCAGAUGUGUAGUUAGCGUACAACAGCUCAUUACGCGUGGGCUUUCAAAGAAUAGUCGAACCUCGUUUGAUAAUAAGAGCACUAUUAAUGCAAGAUUCUGCUUAUAGCAAGGAAAUUGUUCGGUCCCAGUCCUUCGUUUUUCAUUGCUUGCAUUUCUGACGAUGCAAGGUUCCUGUUGUAACAAGGUACUAGUAAUUUACCAAGUCCACAGGACCUCUUAUUAACGAGGUUUGACUUUAUUUGCUGCUUGUUCGAUCCUAGAUUGUCUCAAAUUUAUGACUUCGAAGUCGUUAAGAAUAACAGCUUGACCAGUGAGUGUUUCUAAUUAUAUUUAAGUGGACGUUUGCCACAUGAGAACAUUAAGAUUUGACGUGCUUUCACGUAUUGCGUGUCAACAAACACACUAGACAUGUGCACAGGCCGAUAGAACACACGUACAUGUAUUUGAAAUUUGUUCAUCCCAGGUUUGGAAUAUCACGAUAUUCAACAGACGCUGUGGUUGGAUAAUAAUGCUUGGGAACAGCGAUAGGCUCAUUUAUUUGGGAAAUGUAUUUUACAGUGUAGUGUGGUGAAUUGCACACAUGUGCUCUGUAGGACAGUAUCUCUAAUGUUUGUGCUUGUCAUUUGAUAAUUUCCUCAAUUUUUGCAGCACCCGUUUUUAUUCACAGCUACUAUUUCUGAAGCCAGGCAUCUACUAACGGAAUUUGAUAGGUUAGUUGGAAUUAUUGGUGUUUGAAGGUAGACCUUCAGAAUUUGUGUACAUGUAAAUGCUGCAGUUUAUGUUCCCUGCUUGGCAAAUAGUGUUCACUAUUUUGUUUUGGUAUUUCUGAAAUGGUUUGCUUGUGUGCCCUAUUCCCUCCUAAAACCUACCAGUACUCUCGUGAAAGCAAUCAGGCAAGUUGGUAGCAUUUAUCUAUAACAGUUCAUAUUUCCAGUAAAACCUGCAGUUUCAUCAUGCCCUGAAAUAAAGGGAUUCAUACAAAGCUGUAAUGUUAAGA